CCCGGCUUCGGCGGCAGCGUCUGCGAAGUGGACCUGGACGAGUGCGCGUCCAAUCCCUGCGCGAACGGCGGCUCCUGCAUCGACAGGGCCAACGGCUUCAAGUGCCACUGUCCCAAGGGUUUCUAUGGCAACCGGUGUUUGUCUGACGUGGACGAGUGCGCGUCCAACCCGUGCCUGAAUGGCGGCACGUGCGACGACGAGGUGAACCGCUACGUGUGCCACUGUUUGAAGGGCUUCUCUGGCGCGCGCUGCGACGUGGAGGUGAAUGAGUGCGAUUCGAACCCGUGUCAGAACUCCGGCCAAUGUCUGGACUUGAAGUCCGGCUUUCAAUGCGUUUGUCAAAAAGGCUUUUCGGGAAUCCUGUGUCAAUCCAAUGACAACGACUGCCAAUCGGAUCCGUGUCUCAACGGCGGCGCAUGCGUGGACCUGGUCGGCCGCUACCACUGCCGCUGCGCGCCCGGCUUCUUCGGCCACAACUGCGAGCGCGACGUCGACGAGUGCGCGUCCAACCCGUGCGCGAACGGCGGCUCCUGCAUCGACCGCGCCAAC
This is a messenger RNA of Medioppia subpectinata, 549 nucleotides long. The record is from the annotation of a GenBank genome assembly. NCBI's taxonomy places the organism in Eukaryota, Metazoa, Arthropoda, Arachnida, Sarcoptiformes, Oppiidae.